Molecule: messenger RNA, 2127 nt
Organism: Penicillium canescens
Lineage: Eukaryota; Fungi; Ascomycota; Eurotiomycetes; Eurotiales; Aspergillaceae
Product: NADPH cytochrome P450 oxidoreductase family protein
Exons: 1
Coding region: 1-2127 (708 amino acids)
Cellular component (GO): cytosol
Molecular function (GO): NADPH-hemoprotein reductase activity; FMN binding; flavin adenine dinucleotide binding
Source: RefSeq, a predicted model, not a curated record
AUGUCAACUUUCCCACACUUCAACAUCCCCCCGGAGCUCCUGCAGGAGCUAUCAAAAUACACCACCCCGACCGGCUUAGCCGACUAUGCCGCCCUCGCAGUUCUAGGCGGAGUCGGCGCAACAUAUCUAUCUCGCGGCCUGCUAUGGGAUAAGCCAGACCCAUACCACCAUCUCUGGUUCGAAAGACCACAGCUAAAGAAUGGCGGGCAACUCGGCUCCGCAAGCAAGGAAACCAGAAACAUCGCACAGAAGCUGGAAGAGGCAGGGAAGAAUGUCGUUGUCUUCUGGGGGUCGCAGUCCGGCACAGCAGAGGGCUUUGCUCACCGUCUUGCGCGCGAGAUCUCCAUUCGUUGGGGUCAGGAAGCUAUGACGGCUGAUCUGUCCGACUAUGACCCUGUCACCAUCAGUGAGAUCCCCAAUGCUAAGCUGGCGAUCUUUGUUGUCUCGACAUAUGGUGAGGGUGAUCCCAGUGACAACACUGCAGAGUUUUGGAGCUGGAUCUCGAAGGCUACUGAUGUGUCUUUGUCGAAUCUUCGAUAUGCUGCUUUUGGCUUGGGUAAUACCAACUAUAAGUUCUAUAACCGUGUUGUCGAUGUUGUUGUUGAGGGCCUAGAGAAGUUUGGCGCCCAAGCUCUCAUGCCAGUUGGCAAGGCAAAUGAUGCAGAAGGUGCCACCGAGGAAGACUUCAUGUCUUGGAAGGAGGAGCUGUUCAAGAUCUUCAAAGACAAGCUGGGCUUUGAAGAGGCCGAGGCUAAAUACAUCCCGAGCCUAAAAGUCGAGGAAGAUGAAUCUCUUGAGCCGAUCGACCUGCACCAUGGCGAGCCCAACAGCCGUAUCGAGGCCCCCAAGGCUGCUGCUCAGUCCUCGGCCGUUCGCACACUGAGCAUCUCCGAGUCCAGAGAGCUCUUCACUGCGUCCGACAGACAUUGUCUUCACAUGGACGUCGACCUCAGCAGCCAACCCGAAUUGAGCUACAAGACGGGAGACCAUCUCGCCAUCUGGCCAGGCAACCCAGACAUCGAAGUCGAACGCCUCCUCGACGUCCUCGGCAUCUCAUCCCGUCGCGACAUCCCCCUGGGGAUCAAAGCCCUCGACCCAGCAGAAAAAAUCACAGUUCCAACACCAACCAGCUCUAUCGCCCUCUUCCGCUACUACCUCGAGAUCUGCGCCCCAGUCAACCGCGACAACGUCCGCGACCUAGCCCAAUUCGCACCCACCCCAGAGGCAAAAGCCUACCUCCUCAACCUCGGUCAAGACAAAGAAACCUACGCCAGCUUCAUUAACCGCACACACAUCAACCUCGGCCGCCUACUCCAACUAGCAUGCCCGGACAAACCCUGGUCGAACCUCCCACUCUCCUACCUCGUCGAAACCCUCCCGCACAUCAAACCACGCUUUUACUCCAUCUCCUCCAGCAGCGUCGUCUCACCGCGUAAGCCAUCCAUCACAGCCAUCGUCUCCACAUCCCCUCUACCGGAUAACCCCAACGAACUCAUCCACGGCGUCACAUCCAACUACCUCCUCGCCAUCUCCCAACAAGCACGUUCCCAACCCCACCCCGGCGGCAUCACAUACCAUCUCAAUGGCCCCGGCGAUGCCCUCGAGGGCGGGAAGGUCUUCGCCCAUAUCCGCCGCAGCAAGUUCAAAUUACCGGUAACGGGCAAGACGCCUUUGGUAAUGGUCGCCGCAGGCACAGGUCUCGCGCCAUUCCGCGCAUUCCUCUCUGAGCGGUGUCAAGUGCUGAAGAUUGGUAAAGAGGUCGGACCGAUGAUUCUCUUCUUCGGAUGUCGGAACCCGAACGAGGAUUAUAUCUACCGGGAAGAGCUAGAGGAGAUGCAGCAGGCGUUAGGUGAGCGGUUGCAGAUUGUUACUGCGUUCUCGAGGCUUGAGGGGUCGCCGAGGCAGUAUGUGCAGGACCGCGUUGCUGAGUUUGGGGAGGAUAUUGUUAAGCUUCUUGAUGAGGGUGGUAACUUUUAUGUUUGUGGUCGGGCUGGCAUGGCGAGGGAGGUUGAGAAGGCUGUUGGGUUGACUAUGAAGGAUGUUAAGGGGUGGAAUGAUGAUGAGGUUAAUAACUGGAGUAAGGCUAUCAAGAAGAAGAACAAGUGGCAGGAGGAUGUUUGGGGCUAG